AUGUCCAAAACACCAACAAUGAAACAUUUCAAUGGAGUUAAUGCCAUCGAAACUACUGAAGUUUCGAAUCUUGAACUAUUUCUUGAGUUCAGUAAUUGUGUUAUGUCUAAAGAUUUUCGACAAGCUAUAAAUCUUGCUAAGCAGAUUCUUCAGUCUGAGCCAAACAACUCACAGAUCCAUGACUUUCUUCCAUUAUUAAACGAAGCGGAUUACAUGAAAACUGCUGGUGUUUUUCAUUCUCUUACUGACGAUUCAGAUACAGAAUCUGAGGAAGAUGAUGAUGAUAAUAGCCAUCUAAACACUUCAACGGAUACAGACUCUUCUGAUGAUUUUGACUACACAAGUUCUGAUUCUGACAGCUAUCGGUGUCUUAAAAAAUUACAUGGUUCAUAA
Molecule: messenger RNA, 393 nt
Organism: Schistosoma bovis
Lineage: Eukaryota; Metazoa; Platyhelminthes; Trematoda; Strigeidida; Schistosomatidae
Source: the annotation of a GenBank genome assembly